Messenger RNA from Seminavis robusta, 2556 nucleotides. NCBI's taxonomy places the organism in Eukaryota, Bacillariophyta, Bacillariophyceae, Naviculales, Naviculaceae. The record is from the annotation of a GenBank genome assembly.
AUGAGAUUGAACGCAUCCUCCACUCUGAUCGUGGCGGUGACCACGAGUCUUUCGUGGGCAGUCGUGACGGACGCAGCAGCGCACAAGAGAUUGCGUUAUCGACGACAGGAACCUCAGGAACCUCAAGAUCACCGCGAAAUGGCUUCUCGCUCAUCUAGUGCGACUUCGUACGAGUUCGAGACGCCUCCGUUGCUGUUCGUCAACCUUCCACAACCGAAACAACCAGAAAACAACGACCCCCUUAUUUACGACAAGGAAGAAAAAGAAGAACAAGAUUUCUGGUCCGUCUAUUUGCAAGGUCUCGUUGCGGGGAGUUUUAUGCAGGGGGCUACAGAGACGCCAGGACAACAACCUACUGAUAAGCCCGUGCCAGAACCUGUACCAACAGAUCCAGUAACCCCUGUAGACGGUGAUAACACAACUGUACCUGCAACAACUUCCAAACCAACGGCAACGCCUCAACCUGAACCCGACAAUGACGCGUUCCAACCCACCGAAACUCCCUCCAAAGCCACGCCCAUGCCGGUCAUCAGUCCAACCAAGCUUCCCACUGAGCAACUAUCCACGGAACCCACUCAAGAUCCCCUCACAGACGACCCACAACCUCCAACGAAAAAUCCCAUCGCAAGUCCCGCCUCCACCGAUAAACCGACAACCAAGCCUCCCCCACCAACGCCGUCAUUGCAACCAGACACUCCUGUACAAAACCCAACUUUGGCGACUGCAACUACAGUUCCAGCAUCGCCCCCCACCAUGGAUUCUGUGCUGCUUCCUUCUGCCGAACCAACAACAACGGAAUUUCCAUCGUCGUCAUGGCCCACCCCUGAUCCGACGCUGGAUCCUACAUCGGAUCCUACGAUGAAGCCAAGCACCAUGCCAGGCGAUGUAGAACCAACGACUUCUUCGGAACCCACGCCCGUUGUCGCAACGCAGCCCAGCGGUACGCCAACGGUAGCCGUAACAUCCUCACAGCCUGCCGAGACAGUCGUACCAACUCGCGUCGUCCAACAGACCUCGUCCCCGACUCUAGCUCCGUCACCGGGACAGCUGGCCACUACAAAGGAACCAACAAAGCCCCCUUCAACAGCAUCAGGGGGUGAUACGAACGUGCCAACCGAGAUGCCUUCGAAAUCGGCAACGGAAACGCCUACACUAGCAAACUCGGAUUUGUCACAGACCACCCCAGAGCCUACAGCGGUCGCCCCAGACAGUACACAAGCUCCUAGUAUCACACAAACUACACUUGAACCUGUACCCACAAGCAGCACCAAAACCCCGUCCAAGGCACCUACACCGGAUCCUUCCGCUCCAAGCGCUGACAACGACACGAAUGUUCCAACAACAGAUGCAAGCACAAGUACAGCAGCACCCAGUUCCAUGACCACUUCAUCAACAACGGAACAACCAACUGGAACACCCACAAUGAUCGGGACUGACAGUGACGUGGCACAGCCAACAUCUGAUAUGGAAAAUCCAACAACCAGCACAAGCAAACCUACCAUUGCUCCCGUUGAUACGGCAAUCCCCUCCGCUACCGUUUCAACCAGUACGCCAACAAAAUCAAACGAAGAACAACCAACUGGCGCUCCCACAAUAAUGGGCUCUGGUAGUGGUGAACUUCCCACCACUGGUAGUGACGCAGCAACAAUAGCCCCAACUACAACCACUUCCACGGAAAAACCAACCUCUACCAGUACUUCAAAAACACCCAGCAUCACGUCCACACAAAGGCCUACAGUCAAACCAACGGAUGCUCCCACUGCAAUUGGGGCUGAUGGUGUCGUCACGCAGCCCACAACUACUGGUGGUGCACAAGACACAGAGACUCCUACCACAGUUGCUGCAGAUGAGACAGAAGCCCCGGCACCUCCCACGCAAGUGAAACCACCUUCGGGAAUGCCCUCAAUAGUUGCCUCUGAUGGUGAACCCAAGCAGCCCACAACUUCUGAUGGUGGUGGCGAAACAACUGUGCCAACUUCUGCAGCUCCUGCUUCCGGCGCACAGGAACCAUCAUUGACGAGUGCUACUACAGCUCCUGCUACCGGCACACUGGAACCAACAAGUAUGAAACAGCAAACAGGGAUGCCCACUGAACUUUCUUCAGAUGGGGUUGUCACGCAGCCCACAACCCCUGGCAGCAAUGGAACAAAAAUGCCAACUUCAGUCCCUGGCACACAGCAACCAUCGACGACUAGUACUACAGCAGCCCCAAUCCCUGGCACAAAGGAGCCAACAAGUAUGAUUCAGCCAACAGGAAUGCCCUCUAAAGUUGCUUCUGAUGGUGAAACCAGGCAGCCAACAAGUAUGAAACAGCCUACAGUCGUGCCAACUGCAGUUGCUUCGGAUGGGGUUGUCACACAGCCAACCAGUCCUGGCAGUGUUGACACACCUGUGCCAACUCCCACACCAAGCAAACAACCAUCAUUGAGCAGUAGCACAAGUACAAAAGCACCCAGCCCCAGCACACAGGAUCCAACUGCAGCAUCCGAUGUUACAAAAGUUCCUACUAGUACAGACACACCAUCAACCAAUAAUGAACAACCACAGUCCCUCUGA